Episyrphus balteatus (marmalade hoverfly) is the source of this 811-nucleotide messenger RNA. RefSeq lists its product as uncharacterized. The record is from RefSeq and is a predicted model, not a curated record. NCBI's taxonomy places the organism in Eukaryota, Metazoa, Arthropoda, Insecta, Diptera, Syrphidae. The transcript is spliced from 4 exons. Bases 149 to 727 code for a protein of 192 amino acids.
UUCAAUAUUGCAGUACCUAGGUACUUAUGUUUCAAUGUAGGUCUUAGAAGUCAUCUAGAUAAUUAACAUGUUCUAGCGAAUUGUUUAAAGUUCCCGGAAAGAUCAUCUGCAAUAACCUGAAAUACAUUUCAGUAAAUCAUCUUCGGGCAUGGGGGUCGUACGGCUAUUAGUUGUAUCUCUGCUAUUAGGAAGCCUAAUUGGAGGUCUUGCAAUAAGUAAACGUUAUUUGUUAUUUCCUCGACAAGCACCAACUCGUCAUCAGUUCAUUGCUGGAAUUGGUAUUCCAGUUGAUCUUGAAUAUGAAUCCUUGGUAGUGGGGUAUGUCCUGAAAGCUAUGUUUUACUUACCAUGGAAUGCGACAACCUUCAGGGAGAAUCCUUUUAUUCCAGAAUAUCAAAAUUACAUAAAUACAGCAAAGAAGCUACAGCAUAAAAUAUCAAGAUGGAGCGUUUACGCAACUAUUGAAAGUGUUAUAGAGAAUUACGGUUAUGAUGGUCGAGAGUGCCUGCUACAAGCAAUUUGUGAAACCAGUACGACUAAAUUCUCAAAACGAAUAUCUGUCUUGGGGGAACUUAUGCACAUAUUACUCACACCUACCUCCUCAUUUGACGAAUCGGAAAAGGAUAUUCAAUUUUAUUUUGCUGCCCAAAAGUCUGGAAAAGCCGGUAAAUGCGAAGACUUCCAUUGUCCGUUUUCAGUUUUGAAACAACUUUCGGUUAUUUUUUGACAAAAUUUUUCUUAAUGUUUAAAAAAAUGUUUAAUGUAUCUACCCAACACCACUGUCACUCAUUAAAAAAAUUAACUUGAUUAA